Molecule: messenger RNA, 2060 nt
Organism: Jatropha curcas
Lineage: Eukaryota; Viridiplantae; Streptophyta; Magnoliopsida; Malpighiales; Euphorbiaceae
Product: beta-1,2-N-acetylglucosaminyltransferase II
Biological process (GO): oligosaccharide biosynthetic process; protein N-linked glycosylation
Cellular component (GO): Golgi membrane; Golgi stack
Molecular function (GO): alpha-1,6-mannosylglycoprotein 2-beta-N-acetylglucosaminyltransferase activity
Source: RefSeq, a predicted model, not a curated record
AGCUCAACAAGUGGCCUUCCAAAGCAUUGACCUUUAGUUCCGUUUCUACAUAUCCUCCUUUGCUGAACAAAACUAAACCCUUUAACUAUAUAUCUUCAUAUACUUGUUUUUUUGGAUCUUUUAUUCAAAAUCUAUAAAUUAUAUAAUAAGUCUUUGCCUUUCAUUUUUCUUUUUCAAGCUUCCAUUUAAUAGUCCUUCCUUGAAGUUUCCAUUUCUUGAUUAUAAUUUGAAAGCUCCGACUCCAACUACUAAAGAACAAAAUUUUCUCCAAUUAAAAAUCCCAACAAAAUUGCAAAAAAUUUUCUUUCAUAACUUGGAAAAUUUAAUCUCCGCAACCAAACUGUACAACCCAGAUUUUGUAAUCGCAUAAAGCCCCUACUAUUGUGUUUUACAUAUGGGUUUUUCGUUUUCACCCCUAAAACCCAGUGGUCUUUGAUCUACGUACAGCAAGGGUUACUUUAUAUGAGCUCCGGCAAGCAGCCGGCUACUAUCUCCGUCGACCUUAAUGAGGUUUAAGCAGGAGAGAGAUUUGAUUCUACUUCAUGGGUUUGGAGGAUAAGGAGGUGCAGAUGCUUCAAUCUUUUCCUUGAGGCGUGAGGACAAUUCUUAAGUUCUUAUGGCUGCCAAUGGCAAGAGAAACCGCUUUAAAGCCGGAGCUGUUCGCCGAUUUAUUUCUCUAGCACUAGUUACAGUAUUGGGGGUUUUACUACUGAUUGUUCUACUUGGAACAAAUUCAGGUUCAAAUCUUGGGACACGGUCUCUAAAUGACACACUUGAUAACUUGAGACCAAGUUAUAAUUAUUCAACACUUGAUCUCCCCAGACAAACUGAAUUGUCGAUUCAAUUGGAGAAGCUUAACCAGUUGCCCCCUAGGAAUAUUGAUCUAUAUCCAACUUUAGCCAAGGAUCAUAUAACCAUUGUUCUAUAUGUUCAUAAUAGGCCCAAAUAUCUCCAAGCAGUUAUUCAGAGCUUGUCGAAGGUAGAGGGAAUAAGUGAGACCUUACUCAUUGUUAGCCAUGAUGGCUACUUCAAAGAAAUGAAUAAGAUUGUGGAAAGUAUCAAAUUUUGCCAAGUGAAACAGAUAUUUGCCCCUUACUCACCCCAUCUCUUUCCUGAUAGCUUUCCUGGUGUUUCGUCUGAUGAUUGCAAGGAUAAGGAUGAUGCAAAAGCGAUGCACUGUGUAGGCAAUACCGAUCAAUACGGAAACCAUCGGUCACCAAAGAUUGUGUCAUUGAAGCAUCACUGGUGGUGGAUGAUGAACACAGUAUGGGAUGGACUGAAGGAGACAAAGGAGCAGUCAGGUCAUAUUCUUUUCAUAGAGGAGGAUCAUUUCAUUUUUCCUAAUGCUUAUCGCAACUUGCAGAUUCUCGCAGCAUUGAAGCCUCUGAAAUGUCCAGAUUGCUACGCUGCAAAUUUGGCACCUUCUGAUGUGAAUUCGAGAGGAGAAAACUGGGAAAGUUUGGUUGCUGAGAGAAUGGGAAAUGUGGGUUAUUCCUUUAACCGAACUGUUUGGAGAAAAAUUCAUAUGAAAGCAAGAGAAUUUUGUUUCUUUGAUGAUUACAAUUGGGAUAUAACAAUGUGGGCAACAGUUUAUCCCUCAUUCGGUGGUCCUGUUUACACACUACGGGGACCAAGGACUAGUGCUGUUCAUUUUGGGAAAUGCGGUUUGCAUCAGGGUCAUGGAGAGAAAAAUGCUUGUAUUGACAAUGGUGCAUUAAAUAUUGUAGUAGAAGAUACUGACAAGGUGCCAAAUAUAAAUAUGAAGUGGAAUGUGCAAGCUUAUGAGCAUCAGCCAGGGUAUAAAGCCGGGUUCAAGGGCUGGGGAGGCUGGGGCGAUGACAGAGACCGCCAGCUGUGUUUGAAAUUCGCUGAGAUGUAUCACCUGACAGGCACUAGUUCUACAAUCUGAGGAUUGUGUUUUGAUAUUUGAAGUUAUCUUACAAUUAUCAUAGGUGAGGUCCUAAGAGAGUUGAGAAUGAGCUGAGAUGUAUGAUUGUAAUAUCUUACAGAUUUUUGCACGUUGCUUUAAUGAAACUUGUUUUUGGUAAUUAUUCUUUCAA